Messenger RNA from Caenorhabditis angaria, 2010 nucleotides. Lineage: Eukaryota; Metazoa; Nematoda; Chromadorea; Rhabditida; Rhabditidae. The record is from the annotation of a GenBank genome assembly.
AUGUUUCGGAAGCCUUUCAACGUAAAGAAAAAUACAAAUCUACGAAACUCUGAUAGGUAUUCAUUUAAUUGCGUUUUCUUCGAGUUUCAAAAAUAAUUCAUUUUUUCAGCCGAAAAUUAUACAAUCGAUUAUGUGAGGAAAUUGGAAAUGAAACCGAAAUAACAGUUGAUAAAAAAUCACAAGUUGCUCAAGUAAAACUAGUCACUUUUCAAGGAGAUUCGAUGAAUAUUUAUCUUUCCGACAAACUUCCAAUUUUAUUCGAUUUUUCUGAAACUGGUAAUGUCUAUCCAACAGUGUUUUUCAUGUGGAAAAAUCCAUUGGCUUAUCCGGUUAUUCUUGUUCACCAACAAGUUUUGCAAUAUUUGGAAAAUGGAGCUGACCUUAUGUUACCAGGUAUUUUUGUCAGAAAUUUUGUGAUAAAGCCAAGAAAAUAAUUUUAUUGUAAGGAGUUAUUCGAAAUGAUAAAUACACAUUUCCAAAUAUUCGAAAAGGUGGUCCAGUUUGUAUUGCUCUUUAUGAUUCAUCAAAAAAUGAAGUUAUUGGUCCAAUUGCUGUUGGAUGUAGUAUGAUGUCUUCGGAAGAUAUGUUGAAAUGUGGAUUUCAAGGAAAAGGUGUUCAGAUUCUUCAUGUUUUUCGAGACACUUUAUGGUAGGUUAAAAUUGAAAGAAAAAUAUAACAAAAUAAAAAAUAUUGAAUUCAGGGAAUUUGGGCCACGUGGUCAACCAUCUUCAAUGAGUUUGGAUCAAUUUAUUAAAAUAGAAACUAUUAUUGAUGAAAAUAUUGAAGUUGAAAACAAUGAGAUUACUGAAAUUGAAAAGGUGGAAAAUGAGAAGAUAAAUAUCGAAGAUUCUGAGCCAGAAAAUAGCGAAUCAAUGGAAUCUUUGGUAAUUUUUGAUGUUUAAAAUGUUUCAGAAAAUGUUUCUUUUCAGUUACAAAGAUGUUUUUUGGCUGGAAUCAAAUAUCGUUUGAAAAAAUCUGGACAACUUCCAAUGGAUAUUGGACAGUUUUAUACACAAUGUGUUUUGUCUUGUGUACCUGAAGGUCGAAAAUUGGAUAUGAAAAAGACGAAAUACAAAAAAUUUGGAACAUUUAUUCAAGAAAUCAAUGGAAUUACGACGGAAAUUGUGAAGAUCAACAAGAAAAAUAAAGGAGCAGAAACAAUUUCAGAAAUUGUUUGGAAUCAUGAGUUAUUGCGAAGUUUCGAAUUGAGCGAUGAAAAAAUAGUUGAUGAAGUUAUUCCAAGUGCUGAUAAAUUUGAUCCACCAAUUAUUCUAGAAUUCUGCGCAGUCACUGAACCUGUUCUACCUGUUUUGGGAAAAUGUUCAAAAGGAGAUUUAUUAACAGUUCCAGAAUUACGUGAAAGAUUGACAAAUUAUAUUAAAAUUAAUGUAAGUUGAUUUGUCUAUUUAAACUAUUAUUUCAUUAUAUUUUUAUUUUUUUACAGAAUUUGAAUGCAUUAAAAUCUGUGAAGUUAGAUCCAAUUUUGGCACAAGUUAGUAAAAUCAAAUCAGAAACGACGGAUUGGAAUACUUUAAUGCAGACUAUUCAGGUAAAUCCUUUUCAAUUCCAAUUGUUUUUUUUUUUAAUUUUUAAAAAUUUAGUCAAAAAUGACGAAAACUUGGGUGAUUCGAUGGGCAGAUGGUCGAGAAUUUGUUCGAAAAAUCAAUGCUCCAAAAAUCGAAUUCAAAAUUGAAAAUCGAUCGGGUAACAAAAAAGUGACAUUGAUAAAUAAUCUAUCAGUUUUUGGUGUUGACAUCAAAACAAUUAGUCAUCAAAUUCAAGUAAGUUCAAAGAGACUAAAUAGAAAAAUAUUUUUGAUUUUUGUUGUCAUUUUAGACGGGUGUUGCAACAAGUGUAACAAGUCAAAAUGAAGCAGUUUGUUGUGAAGGAGUUCAAGUUAUUGUUCAAGGAAAUCAAAUUCAUUUUAUUUCUCAGCUUCUUCUCGAAACCUACGGGAUUGAUAAAAAAUUCAUAAUUGGAAUGGAAUUGGCACCAAAAAGAAAACGAUGA